UCUCGCGUCUGCUGAGGCGCGCGUCCGUGCAGCUGGGGCGGGGCCGGGAGGACAGAGAUUAGGCAGGUGGUGGGAAACCGCGGGUCCGACUACCGGCCGAGUGAGGAGUUUGCCGAGGGUGAUUAGACGGGAGCAAGGCGCCGUCAUGACGGAGGGCACGUGUCUGCGUCGGAGAGGGGGACCAUACAAAACGGAGCCCGCCACGGAUCUCAGCCGCUGGAGGCUUAGCAACAAGCUGGGGAGGCAGACGUGGACGUACUUUGAGCCAGGGGAGGACCCUGGCCGCGAACAGACUGGCCUGGAGGCCCAUUCUCUGGGUCUGGACACUAGGAAUUACUUUAAGGACUUGUCCAAAGCACACACUGCCCAUGAAGGGGCUUUGAAUGGGACUACAUUUUAUGUUGGGCUGCAGGCCGAGGACGGGCAUUGGCCGGGUGAUUAUGGUGGCCCGCUCUUUCUUCUGCCAGGCCUCCUCAUCACAUGCCAUGUGGCAAACAUCCCUUUGCCAGCAGGAUGCAGAGAAGAGAUUGUGCGGUACCUGCGUUCGGUGCAACUUCCUGAUGGUGGCUGGGGCCUACACAUUGAGGACAAGUCCACAGUGUUUGGGACUGCGCUCAACUACGUGUCUCUCAGAAUCCUAGGCAUUGGGCCAGAUGAUCCUGACCUGGUACGAGCCCGGAACAUUCUUCAUAAGAAAGGUGGUGCUGUGGGCAUCCCCUCCUGGGGCAAGUUCUGGCUGGCUGUCCUGAAUGUGUACAGCUGGGAAGGCCUUAACACCCUGUUCCCGGAGAUGUGGCUGUUUCCUGAUUGGGCACCCGCGCACCCCUCCACACUCUGGUGCCACUGCCGGCAGGUGUAUCUGCCCAUGAGCUACUGCUACGCCACCCGGCUGAGCGCUUCGGAGGACCCGCUAGUCCUAAGCCUGCGCCAGGAGCUGUAUGUGGAUGACUUUGACAGUAUCAACUGGCCGGCACAGAGAAAUAAUGUGGCCUCAGAUGACCUGUACACACCACACAGCUGGCUCCUCCGCGUGAUGUAUGUGCUUCUCAAUUUGUACGAGCGUCACCACAGCACCAUCCUGCGGCAGCGGGCCAUACAGAAGUUGUAUGAGCACAUUGCAGCUGACGACCGCUUCACCAAGAGCAUCAGCAUCGGCCCGAUCUCAAAGACCAUCAAUAUGCUUGUGCGCUGGUAUGUGGAUGGGACGGCUUCCCCUGCUUUCCAGGAGCACGUCUCUAGGAUCCCAGAUUACCUCUGGCUGGGCCUCGAUGGCAUGAAGAUGCAGGGAACCAAUGGCUCACAGAUCUGGGACACCUCGUUUGCCAUCCAGGCUCUGCUGGAGGCGGGUGUACACCACAGGCCCGAGUUUUCAUCUUGCCUGCAGAAGGCCCAUGAAUUCCUGCGUCUCUCACAGGUCCCGGACAACCCUCCUGACUACCAGAAGUACUACCGCCAGAUGAGCAAGGGUGGCUUCAGCUUUAGCACACUGGAUUGUGGCUGGAUCGUCGCCGACUGUACAGCUGAGGCCUUGAAGUCUGUGCUGCUGCUGCAGGAGAGGUGUCCCUUUGUCACUGAGCACAUCCCCCGUGAGCAGCUCUGCAAUGCUGUGGCUGUGCUGCUGAACAUGAGGAAUCCUGAUGGGGGGUUUGCCACCUAUGAGAACAAGCGUGGAGGGCUCCUGCUGGAGCUGCUGAACCCUUCAGAAGUCUUUGGGGACAUCAUGAUCGACUACACGUAUGUAGAGUGUACCUCGGCUGUGAUGCAGGCACUGAAGCUCUUCCACAGGCAGUUCCCAGACCACAGGGCAAUGGAGAUCAGGGACACCCUUGAGAAGGGCCUGGAGUUCUGCCGGCAGAAGCAGAGGCCCGAUGGCUCCUGGGAAGGCUCCUGGGGGGUUUGCUUCACCUAUGGCACCUGGUUUGGCUUGGAAGCGUUUGCCUGCAUGGGCCAGAGUUACUGGAAUGGGACUGCCUGUGCAGAGGUCUCUCAGGCCUGUGACUUCUUGCUGUCCCGGCAGAUGGCAGAUGGAGGCUGGGGGGAGGACUUUGAGUCCUGUGAACAGCGGCGUUAUGUGCAGAGUGCCCAGUCUCAGGUCCAUAACACUUGCUGGGCCCUGAUGGGACUGAUGGCUGUCAGACAUCCUGACAUAGCAGCCCAGGAGAAAGGAAUCAGGUAUCUACUUGAGAAACAGCUCCCCAAUGGCGACUGGCCCCAGGAUAAUAUCUCCGGGGUCUUCAACAAGUCCUGUGCCAUCAGCUACACGAACUACAGGAACAUCUUCCCCAUCUGGGCCCUUGGUCGCUUUUCUCGCUUGUACCCUGAGAGAGCCCUUGCUGGCUGCGCCUGACGGGGACAGCCCUUGCCAGGCUGGCAGGUGGACAGUGGUGGGAACAGGUGUUUGGUGGGGCUGCCGAGCAGUGGCAUCUUGCAAGUUCUGGGUGAGGUCAGAUAUCUUGGCUAGGUGGUGGGAUGCCCCUUGACACUGUCUUGGGCUCUAUCCCCCUCAUUCUUCACUUCUGUAGGGAUUGGGUAGAGCUGAUCGUUUUAGAUGCUUGAUUUCCAGAGUAGAUUUAGUUCUGAGAACAUCUUGUUGGUAAGGAAAAAAGUGAGACAGACCAUGAGCAGGCAUAGAGCAUGCCUGGCCUAGAACACAUCCUACCCAAGGGAGUGAAGCUGGGGAGUAUUGUCCAGCAGCAGUGUCCCAGAAGAGUGUGGCCACACCUCAUCCUGCCUGGUGUUGUCUUGAGAGAUCUAGGCAGAGUGCAUUCUGGCUGGCUGCUCCUGCAUCUUCUGUCUGUUGGGCUAAAGGAUGUGAUGGCAAGUGUUGUGGGGAGAGCUGAGUGAGGCUUCCCACUCUGCCCCGUAUCAUGAACUCAGGGCAGAGUCAGCUGUGGGGCACAGCAUCCCCACCACCAGAACUUAUCAUCACUUCGUUAAGGUAGAAACACACAUGGAAACUCAAGAGUGAAUGCGGUUGGGUUGGUCUGCUGCCCAAAACCUUCAUUGUAAGGUCAGUGCGCUCAUGGGGCCUUUUACCACUUGGCUUCCUCCUGCUCAGCUC
This is a messenger RNA of Tupaia belangeri chinensis (Chinese tree shrew), 3061 nucleotides long. It is a transcript of the gene LSS, whose product is annotated as lanosterol synthase. The transcript has 23 exons. The coding region runs from base 146 to 2347 and encodes 733 amino acids. Gene Ontology annotation, molecular function: lanosterol synthase activity. Gene Ontology annotation, biological process: cholesterol biosynthetic process; triterpenoid biosynthetic process. NCBI's taxonomy places the organism in Eukaryota, Metazoa, Chordata, Mammalia, Scandentia, Tupaiidae. Gene Ontology annotation, cellular component: lipid droplet. The record is from RefSeq and is a predicted model, not a curated record.